ACCACCCAGUCCUUGAAAGAUGAGCUGUUCUCGCCGCCACUACAGCUCUGGCCUCUGGGCUCCAAGGAGGGGUGGGGACGGUGGGGACAUCAGGCUGCCUCGCAGUACCCAGGGAGUGACUGAAGUGCCCAUGCUGCUUGCUCCGGAGAAGAAUGUCCAUCACCAAGAGCGAACCCUGAUGAAAACUAUGGACUUUGGGUGAUGAUGAUGUGUCAAUGCAGGUUCAUCAAUUACAACAAAUUGACUGCUCUUGUGGGGGAUGAAACCUCAGAUCUGCUCUGAAGUCCUUUCAACUGACUGAAUGAGGCCCAUGCAGGGAGUCGAAGACAAGCUUCCUUAGUGAAAGCCAGCUGACUGUGGGCUGUCACCACACAGACAAACUGCUUCACAGCAAUACUGAGAUUAGCAUGAAAUGGAAUAACCGGCGCCUGUUGUCCAGCCAGGCGGACCCACAGACUCACCGCAGCAGAGCACCUACAGGAGGCCACGGAGGCCCAGGUGUGGCCUCGCACACAUCCCACUCUGAGUCCAAAUGUUCUCUCCCUGGAAGACAACAAUGUUUCUGUCUGUUCGUGAGGACUCCAUGCCCACCACGGCCUCUUUCAGCGCCGACAUGCUCAAUGUCACCUUGCAAUUGCCAACUCUUAACGGGACCUUUGCCCAGAGCAAAUGCCCCCAAAUAGAGUGGCUGAGCUGGCUCAACACCAUCCAGGCCCCCUUCCUCUGGGUGCUGUUCGUGCUGGCCACCCUAGAGAACAUCUUUGUCCUCAGCGUCUUCUGCCUGCACAAGAGCAGCUGCACGGUGGCAGAGAUCUACCUGGGGAACCUGGCCGCAGCAGACCUGAUCCUGGCCUGCGGGUUGCCCUUCUGGGCCAUCACCAUCUCCAACAACUUCGACUGGCUCUUUGGGGAGACGCUCUGCCGCGUGGUGAAUGCCAUUACCUCCAUGAACCUGUACAGCAGCAUCUGUUUCCUGAUGCUGGUGAGCAUCGACCGCUACCUGGCCCUGGUGAAAACCAUGUCCAUGGGCCGGAUGCGUGGCGUGCGCUGGGCCAAGCUCUACAGCUUGGUGAUCUGGGCAUGCACGCUGCUCCUGAGCUCACCCAUGCUGGUGUUCCGGACCAUGAAGGAGUACAGCGACGAGGGCCACAACGUCACUGCUUGCGUCAUCAGCUACCCAUCCCUCGUCUGGGAAGUGUUCACCAACACGCUCCUGAAUGUCGUGGGCUUCCUGCUGCCCCUGAGCGUCAUCACUUUCUGCACGAUGCAGAUCAUGCAGGUGCUGCGGAACAAUGAGAUGCAGAAGUUCAAGGAGAUCCAGACAGAGAGGAGGGCCACGGUGCUGGUCCUGGUUGUGUUGCUGCUAUUCGUCAUCUGCUGGCUGCCCUUCCAGGUCAGCACCUUCCUGGACACGCUGCAUCGCCUCGGCAUCCUCUCCAGCUGCCAGGACGAGCACAUCAUCGAUGUAAUCACACAGAUCGCCUCCUUCAUGGCCUACAGCAACAGCUGCCUCAACCCACUGGUGUACGUGAUUGUGGGCAAGCGCUUCCGAAAGAAGUCUUGGGAGGUGUACCAGGGAGUGUGCCAGAAAGGGGGCUGUAGGUCAGAACCCAUUCAGAUGGAGAACUCCAUGGGCACACUGCGGACCUCCAUCUCGGUGGAACGCCAGAUUCACAAACUGCAGGACUGGGCGGGGAGCAGACAGUGAGCAAACGCCAGCAGGGCUGCUGUGAAUUUGUGUUAAGGAUUGAGGGACAGUUGCUUUUCAGCAUGGACCCAGGAAUGCCAAGGGGACAUCUAUGCAUGACCUUGGGAAAUGAGUUGGUGUCUCCAGUAAAACACAGGAGAAUAAUUCCUGCCCUGCCCAGUUUUGCAGGGAGCAUGGCUGUGAGGAUGGGGUGAACUCAUGCACAGCCUAGGACUCCAUAAACACGACAGCAUUACUGUUCUUAUUUGCUGCCACACCUGAGCCAGCCUGCUCCUUCCCAGGAGUGGAGGGGGCCUGGGGACAGGGACAGGAGUGACUGAGCUUCCCUCCCACAUGGUGUCCCUCCCUGCCCCAGCAAGACAACUUGGAUCUCCAGCAGAACCGCCAUCCAGCUUUGGUGCAAUGGCUGAGUGCACAAGUGAAUUGUUGCCCUGGGUUUCUUUAAUCCAUUCAGCUAGAACUUUGGAGGACAAUUUCUUACAUUAAUGAAGGUUAAGCCCUGAGGGGUCCCUGAUAAGAACCUGGAGACCAGGAUUCUGUGGCACCCCUCACUGAUGGACAAGGUGGUCUGUGCCAAAGAAGAAUCCAAUAAGCACAUAUUGAGCACUUGCUGUAUAAGCAAUAUUGAGCACUGGAGGCAAGAGGGAAGAAAGAGAAGGAGCCAUCUCCAUCUUGAAGGAACUCAAAGACCGACUGGGAAUGACUGGGCACUGCCACCACCAGAAAGUUGUUCGAUGAGAUGGUUGAGCAGGGUGCUGUGGGUGAUAUGGAGAGCAGAAGGGGGGAGCCCAAGGUUCCAGCUCAACCAAUAACUAUUGCACAACCACCUGUCCCUGCCUCAGUUCCCUCUUCUGUAACAUGAAGUCGUUGUGAGGAUUAAAGGCAGUAACAGGUAUAAAAGUACUUUGAAAAGCAAAGGGUGCUAUGUACAUGUGAGGCAUUAUUAUGCACAUGUAACUGGGAUAUGUUUACUAUAAGGAAAAGACACUGAGGUCUAGAAAUAGCUCCGUGGAGCAGAAUCAGUAUUGGGAGCCGGUGGCAGCGUGAAGUACCAGUGUCUGGCACACAGUAGGUGCUCAUUGGCUCGCUUCCACCUGUCCUCCCCACCCGACUGCCACACACACAUGAGCAUUUGGGGAGAAGGCCAUGUCUUCAAAGUUUGAUUUGUGAUGAGGCAGAGGAAGAAAUUUCUAAUCGGUCUUGCCCAGAGGAUCACAGUGCUGAGACUCCCACCACCAACCGGUACCUGGGGAGGGGGAGAGUGCAGGCCUGCUCAGAGACUGUUCCUCUCUCAGCAACCAAGGGAUUGUUCCUGUCAAUCAAUGGUUUAUUGGAAGGUAUCCCAGUACACGCCCUAGAAGAGUGUGAGUAGGAAUGGCAAUGGCAUUCACCAUCAGCAGUGCCAGGGCAGCACUCAUUCACUUGAUACAUGAAUAUUUAUUAGCUGGUUGGAGAGCUAGAACCUGGAGAACUAGAACCUGGAGGGCUAGAACCUGGAGAGGCUAGAACCUAGAGGGGCUAGAACCUAAAGAAGCUAAAAUCUGGAAAGGCUAUAACCUGGAGAGCUAGAAGCUGGAGGGCUAGAACCUGGAGGGAAAGAACCUGGAAGGCUAGAACUGAGAGAGGCUAGAACCUAGAGAAGCUAAAACCCGGAGAGCUAGAAACUGGAGGGCUAGAACCUGGAGGGCUGGAAUCUAGACAGCUGGAACCUGGAGAGCUAGAACCUGAAGGGCUAGAACCUGAAGGGCUGGAAUCUGGAGGGCUAGAAUCUGGAGAGCUAGGAUCUGGAGGGUUAGAACCUGGUGGGCUAGAACCUAGAAGGGCUACAACCUGGUGGGCUAGAAUGUAGAAGGGCUAGAACCUGGAAAGCUAGAACCUGGAGGGCUAGAAUCUGGAAAGCUAGAAUCUGGAGGGCUAGAACCUGGAGAGCUAGAACCUGGCGGACUAGAACCUGGCAGGCUAGAACCUGGUGGGCUAGAACCUAGACAGGCUAGAACCUGGAGGGAAAGAACCUAGAGGGUUAGAACCUGGAGAAUGAGAAAAAUUUACAUGGCAAAGAGCCCAUAAAUCCUGACCAAUUCAACUCUGAAUUUUAAAGCAAAAGUGUUAAAAAACGAUUCCCUCCUUACCCUCAACCCACUCUUUCUUCCCACCACCCACACCCCUCUGCCCCAAUAAAUACCUGGAGAAAGAAAACAGGUGAAAGAAGAAGUAAAAACCAUUUAGUAUUAGAAUGAAGUCAAACUGUGCCAUACAUGAUGAAUGAAAAAAAAAAAAAAGAGGCUGUGUUUUGUCACACAGGGCAGUCAUUCAUCAGCAGAGCACGUGGAUGGGCUGAGACUCUCUUAGAAGCAGAACUCUAUCCCAAUGGCCAUGUGGGGAUCCACACCUAGUCUGAGGGGCAACUGAGUCUGCGGGAGAAGAGCUGCCCUGUGCAUGGUGUAGAUGCCCUGAUAAAGAACAUCUCCCCUGUGAAAGACUCAAAGAGCUGUUAUGUUGUAAACGGGAAGCAUUUCACAUCCGAAUGAGAAAAUGGAUGAAUCAUGUAAGCAUGUGUCUUUUCUGUACUGCAUAAUAAAUGGAUGAGGUUUUUGCAUA
This is a messenger RNA of Rhinopithecus roxellana (golden snub-nosed monkey), 4306 nucleotides long. RefSeq names its product bradykinin receptor B2 (gene BDKRB2). Gene Ontology annotation, biological process: G protein-coupled receptor signaling pathway; inflammatory response; response to mechanical stimulus. The record is from RefSeq and is a predicted model, not a curated record. Gene Ontology annotation, cellular component: membrane. Bases 533 to 1708 code for a protein of 391 amino acids. The transcript is spliced from 5 exons. Lineage: Eukaryota; Metazoa; Chordata; Mammalia; Primates; Cercopithecidae. Gene Ontology annotation, molecular function: bradykinin receptor activity.